This is a messenger RNA of Erythranthe guttata (spotted monkey flower), 1751 nucleotides long. RefSeq names its product Calcium-dependent lipid-binding (CaLB domain) family protein. The record is from RefSeq and is a predicted model, not a curated record. Lineage: Eukaryota; Viridiplantae; Streptophyta; Magnoliopsida; Lamiales; Phrymaceae.
CCAGUAGAGAAAAAAAAUAAAAUCCUGGCCUUUGAUUUGUGUAUAUAUAAAUAUAUAUAUAUUCGACACACGAUGCACAAAGAAAGAGGUUCUCCGACAGGCUUCAAUCCCAUAAUUCUCUGUACUGUACCAACUCUCGAGCACUCUGCUUUCUUCAUUUGCUGAAAAGUGUUAUCUUUAUUUGUUUGGAUUUUAGCCUCACCUUCAUCGGUUAAUUAUAUUUCGAUCAUACUCAUGGAUUCCCCACAAUCAGUCGUGUCGCCGCUUAGAAGCACUUCCAUUUUUCCCGAAUCCGAAAAGCUCGAAAGCCCCACCUUGACUGAAAUCAAUUUCCAACGGAAACAAACCAGAACAGGCGCCAACUUGGACGACUUCAUCGGUGCUUUGGAGGUGUACAUACACCAAGCUAGAGACAUCCACAACAUAUGCAUCUACCAGAAACAAGACGUGUACGCCAAACUCUGCCUCACAAGCGACCCCGAAAAUACCGUCUCCACCAAAAUCAUAAACGGUGGCGGCAGAAACCCAAUCUUCAACGAGAAUCUCAGCCUCAAUGUCCGAAAAGCCGACUCGUCCCUCAAAUGUGAGAUAUGGAUGCUUAGCAGGGUGAGGAACUAUCUCGAAGACCAGCUUCUCGGUUUUGCUUUGGUGCCCAUUUCGGAGAUCCUCCUCGAGAAUGGUAAUAAGUUGGAGAAGGAGUUCUCUCUCUCCUCGACCGAUCUCUUCCACUCGCCUGCCGGAUUUGUCCACCUCUCGGUUUCUUACAUCGGAGCGCCGCCUGAUAUCUUUCACAUUCCCGCUCCGUCGAAAUGUGUGGAGACCGAUUCAGUUGUGCAGGACAGAGAAUCUAUGAAGUCUCUCUCCAAUGACAUGGACAAGAUCGAGUUCCCCGAUCCUAAAGUUGCUAACGAGAAUCACCAGAUGGUCGAGGAGUACUUUUCGCUGCCGUGUGUUGACGUGGAUUCGCAGAACUCAGACAGCUUCGUCAGUUCCGAUACUGAGAAUCAGCACCCGAAGAUCGAUUCUCCUCAUAGCAGUGCAUCGGAAAACGGGACUUCGUCUGCUUCUGCUCCUGUGAGUUUCGAGUCUUCCGACACUCCAAAAGAUUCGAAAUCUACCAAAGAGGGACAUGAUUCGCCUCCUAAAGAUAAUUCCAAGGAAAAAAGUGCUGCUGAGAGUAAUGCUUCGUGUGGGCUUUCGAGUGAUACGAUUAUGAAGCCUCUUGUGAGUGUGAACAUCGAGCCGGAGCCGAAGAUGGUUCAGCAAGACAUAGUGGAUAUGUACAUGAAAAGCAUGCAACAAUUCACAGAGUCGUUGGCCAAAAUGAAGCUCCCGAUGGACUUUGAAAACGGGCCCACAAGCUCGGAAAAUUCGACUAGUUCGGAUCCGAAAUCGCCAGCUUCCAAGAACUCUGGUUCUCGAGUAUUUUACGGGAGUAGAGCUUUCUUCUGAGCACACAGGUGACUUUAGUGAUUUAGAAACGAAGACUGAUGAUUAGUAGUAGUAGCACUGUUAUGUACUGUGUAACCUGGUGUUUUGUUGUGUAUUGUAUCUGGUUGUGUUUUUUUUUUAGAUGAUGAACAAAAAGAUCUUGACUUUGUGGGCCCUCAUUUCGUCUGAGGUACCUUGUAAUGUAAUAUCUAAGACCAUCUGCUCUUAAUCGUUCCCCAUUUACUUGUUAGUCUUUUAAUUGGUUUGUAAUAAUUGUGUUUAUCGAGACACUAAUUAUGUAACUUUGAAGUUCUUGAAUU